UGUUUGAAGCUGGUUGCUGGUUGCUGGUGGCAGUAAGAUGGCCGCGCUGCUCUCCGUGAUCCAACUCUCCGAUGACUCGGUGGAGGCCGUGUAUGAGGACGGAUCCCGGCUCUGGCUGGCACCGUGCGGUACCGAGUUCGUGAUAGAAAGGUCCGAGGAUGGAGCUCACCCACUGCGGACACCGGAGAGGAGGAAACAGAGGACUGAGUUUGUAACAAGCUGCUGCCGGGAUAAAGUGCUCCAAAUACUGACCUUCCGCAACACUUUUUCCAGUCGUCCAUUUCUGCCAUUGAGUAUUGUUCCCAAAGAGAAAACAGUUAGUCUGUUGUCUGAGAUUUCAGAAGUUGUGUGGCCUGAUUCUGAAGAUGAUGAUCACUGUAAAACUUAUGUUGCUUGUCUUGAGGAUGGUGGUGUAAAGGUCUCUUCUCUAGAUGGCAAUGGCCAUUUAUACAUGUCUGCUCUGCAAAAAGAAUUCACUGUGGAGUUUUUGUGCCAGCUAAGCAGCAAGGUCGAAGUGUCAAUUCAUGCCUCCGAAAGCCAUGAUGAGGGGAUUACCAAAGAUCUGAAAAACUGCCAUUUAAGUCAACAAACCGAUAGCACAAGGGACACAGAAAGGGAAGCAAAUAUUGCCAACACGAAUACAUGCAUUACCACAUCUAAGUAUUCUUCUUGUGUUAUACGAGAAAGAGAAGAUUCUGGUUUCUAUUCUACAAAGCAUGCAUUCCAAUACACGUGGCUGGCCCAGUGCUUUUCGGUUGCAUGUUGUCCGGAAGCAUUCCUUUAUCCCAUGUCCUUGGCACUACAUGUCCAAAAUAAAAUGUCUCCAGACGAAGAAAGACUUGAUUGUUUAGAUGAUGAACUUGAAAAAAACUUGAAAAGGGCAAAGUCUUCUGUAUUGCCGAAAGCCCUUCCACUGAGCUGCCGGGGAACCCAUUUACACAGGUGGAAAGUCUGUGAUUUCAGAAAACAACCUUCGUACUUGUUACCAUUGAAAGUGGCUAUGUGCAACGCCAUCCUUUACAGAUUCUUUUUUCAAGGAAUGCAUUUCAUUGAAAUCUACCCAGGCGAUGGAUCGGUUUUCAUCUCAGAAGGACGUUGGCUGGGGAAAUAUUUCCAGUACUACUUUCUUAAUGGAAAAAUAAGACCGAAAGAACACCGGUUAUACACUACAAGCAACCUCCCUCCAGACAUGCCUAGAGCACGGUAUUCUGUGCGUUCUGUGAUCGAGCAGGGUGGAAGGUUUCUGAAGAUGUGUCACAAUACAAUGCUUUCCCAAAGUCCCCUUUUUGAAUCGUGUUGUUGGAGAGAUGACUCCAGUUCUAAUGCCCAAACUGUAUUCCCAAUGCUAUUGGCUAAAGCUACUGUCCCAGGCAAAGGAACCUAUACAGUUUAUUCUGAUAAUACAGUGCUUGCACAUUUUUUGGAUGGAGUAUAUCUUCACAUGACCUGGAAUUUUGAUCACUUUAAUAAGCAAGAACAGAACACAGAAACUGCUGAAGCUUUGCCUGUUCUUAAACGUGAUGAUUUUGGUGAGUGUGUAUUACAUUUUCCCAAUGGAUCAUCACUGCUAGUCCAGAGGGAUUUCCCAGGAGAGCAUAAAAGUUACAUCAACACAGCCGUUUCAUGGUGUAGUCAGCUUGAUGGAAAAGCUCAAAGUGAAACUCAGAUUCCCACUGUGACUGAAAAUUGGUCCGUAGGAGCUGAAAUUCAGAAAAUUCAGAGGUUUCAAUUUUUACUGGAGAAUAGCAGCUUAAUGGCCCGCAAAGGUUCUACUCAUCUCAGCGAAGAGCCGGGUCCUGAUGAAAGCUGUCUGCAAGAAAAAGCCACUGAAAUUAAUAUCCAGGCUGUUCUGGAAAAGACAUCAAAAGCUAUACGAGAUAUUGAAUUAUUGCUUUCCUCCAGAAAGUAAUAACUAUGGAAUGUAAAUAAGUUGGUGCAGGUCUCGCGGCUAUGAAGAAAUUCAUACUGUGUACUGAACACCCUUUAUAGACAUAAAUUGUUUUUAUGAUAGAAAUGAAGGAUGUUUUCUGCAAGAUGAUGUUUUGCUUUCUGUUCUUGGUUGCUAGCAAAAACAUGUCUGUAUACAUCCUACUGGGUAAUCAUGCAACAGAAUAUCAAAGAUAAAUAUGUAUGUAGUAAUGUUAUAUUUGUGUAAUAAAUUUUAUACAGUGUUUAUAUAUAA
Molecule: messenger RNA, 2182 nt
Organism: Pelobates fuscus (common spadefoot toad)
Lineage: Eukaryota; Metazoa; Chordata; Amphibia; Anura; Pelobatidae
Gene: C5H5orf34
Product: chromosome 5 C5orf34 homolog
Exons: 12
Coding region: 38-1909 (623 amino acids)
Source: RefSeq, a predicted model, not a curated record